ACCACCAGUUCGUUUCUUGAGUGGGAGAGACGAAGCUGUUCUUCUCUAUUUCUUUACUCUCUUUCUCUCUCUCAUCUUCAUCAUUACAAAUCGAAUCCUUUGUUUUAAUUUCUGUACAUAUUUCUUUCUCUUCUUCUUCUUCAACGGAUCUUAAAUCUCUGUUUUUUCUUUUUUCUUUUUCUUUUUUUUUGCUUUUGAUUUCAUCAUCAUUCUCUUCAUUUUCAGUUCAGGAUUUCAUUCUCUCCUCCAUUUUCAACCACUGCUCCAAUUUUUUGUUCCUUCUUCUGUUUCUUCCUCACUAUAUUCCAUUCCCUUUUCCCCAAUCUCUCUCCCUUCUCUCUGCAAUUGCAGAUCUAGGUUUUUGAACUGCCCCAGAUGCGAGAUUUGUUCUUUUAUUCUCUUCACUUCCUUGGAUCUGUCAACUUCCCCGCGGAUUUCAAAUUUCAUUAGACAAUCCCUCCGAGAUCUGCUUCAAUUCCUCCCAUUUUCCCCCCUUCUUCUUCUUCCGGUAUGUAAUACUCAUACUGCUGCAUAAAGCAGAGUUUUUUUCUCGUUUUCUUUUUGGAGCUUAAAUAUAUUUUUCUUCAGAAAGUUUUUGCUUCUUCUUCUUUUUCCUUUCCCUGGGGAAAGUUGGGUCUAUUUUUAUAAUUUUUUUUCUCCUGGGAAAGUUUUGUUUUUGGGGGAAUUUUCUGUUUGGAUGCUGAGAAACGAUGAAUUAUUUUCCCGACGAGGUUUUAGAACAUGUUUUCGAUUAUGUAACGUCUCACCGGGACCGGAACGCGGUGUCCUUGGUGUGCAAAUUGUGGUACAGAGUUGAUAGAUUUAGUAGACAGAAAGUGUUCGUCGGAAAUUGCUAUUCGAUCACGCCGGAGAGGGUAAUCGGAAGAUUCCCCUGUGUUAAAUCCCUAACCCUAAAGGGAAAGCCCCAUUUCGCUGAUUUCAAUUUGGUCCCUCAUGAUUGGGGUGGCUACGUUUACCCUUGGAUCCAAGCCUUUGCGAAGCGCAGGAUUUCCCUCGAGGAGCUUCGUUUGAAGCGGAUGGUCGUCACCGACGACAGUCUCGAGCUUCUUUCUCGAUCCUUCCCCAAUUUCAAGUCCCUUCUGCUUUUCAGCUGUGAGGGAUUUACCACCAAUGGCCUUGCUGCCAUUGCUGCCAAUUGCAGGUUUCUGAGGGAGCUUGACCUGCAAGAGAAUGAAAUUGAUGACCAUAGUAAUUACUGGCUUAGCUGCUUCCCGGAGAGCUGCACGUCGCUUGUCUCCCUGAAUUUUGCUUGCCUCAGAGGAGAAGUGAAUCUGGGUGCUCUUGAGAGGCUUGUAGCAAGAUCUCCUAACCUCAAGAGUUUGAGGCUGAACCGUGCAGUGCCUAUUGAAACCUUGCAAAAUAUAUUGGCAAAUGCUCCUCAACUUGUGGACUUGGGCACCGGGUCUUACGUUCAUGAUCGAGAUUCUGAGAUCUAUGACAAUCUCAAGAACACCCUUCUGAAAUGCAAAUCAAUCAGGAGUUUAUCUGGUUUUUUAGAUGUUUCUCCUUGCUGCCUGGCCUCCAUUUACCCAAUUUGCUCCAAUUUGACAUCCUUGAACCUGAGCUAUGCUCCUGGGCUUCAUGGCAAUGAGCUCAUAAAGGUCAUUCAGUAUUGCGAGAGACUUCAACGAUUGUGGAUUCUGGAUGGUAUUGGAGACAAAGGACUGGAAGUUGUUGCUUCAUCUUGUAACGAAUUGCAGGAAUUGAGGGUUUUCCCAUCUGACCUCUCCGGGGCUGGUAAUGUUGCUGUCACAGAAGAAGGUUUGGUAGCCAUAUCGAAGGGGUGCCCCAAACUUCAUUCGAUAUUGUACUUCUGCCAUCAGAUGACAAAUGCUGCCCUUGUAACUGUAGCAAAGAACAACCCAAACUUCAUACGUUUUAGGCUGUGCAUCCUCGACCCCACAAAACCAGAUCCUGUUACUGGGUAUCCACUGGAUGAAGGUUUUGGGGCGAUUGUUCAAGCGUGUAAAGGUCUGAGACGUUUAUCUCUCUCAGGCCUUCUUACGGAUCAGGUAUUUUAUUACAUUGGUGAAUAUGCAAAGCAUCUAGAAAUGCUUUCGUUAGCAUUUGCUGGGAACAGUGACAAGGGAAUGAUUCACGUAUUGAGUGGUUGCAAGAAACUUCGCAAGCUCGAGAUCAUGGACAGCCCGUUUGGUGACAUGGCACUUCUGCAGGACGUUGGGAAGUAUGAAACAAUGCGAUCCCUUUGGAUGUCGUCCUGUGAGAUUACUCUUGGUGGCUGCAAGACAUUAGCAAAGAAGAUGCCGAGGCUGAACGUGGAGAUCAUCAACGAGAAUGAUCAGUUGGGAUUCUGCCGCAAUGUGGAUAUGAUCAACGAGAAUGGUCAGUCAGAAGUCUGCCGUGAUGAUGAGCAGAAAGUAGGGAAAAUGUAUCUGUACCGUACAUUAGUAGGACCAAGGAAAGAUGCUCCUAAGUUUGUAUGGACAUUGUAGAUUGAUACUUCUUUCCAUCAAGGCUUCUGAAUUUUACUUUGUACCUUUUUCUUUGUUAGGCAAACUGACCAGUGGGAUUUUUAUUUAGCUAUGUGAGCUUAGUGUAUUGGUGUUUAUUGUAAUUAUUGGGAGUUUUUCAAUUUGUAAUCUGCAUUGAUGUUAGACAGACUUUGCAAUUCCAGUUUUCUCAUUUCUCAA
Messenger RNA from Cucumis melo (muskmelon), 2672 nucleotides. Its product is annotated as protein AUXIN SIGNALING F-BOX 2-like. Gene Ontology annotation, cellular component: SCF ubiquitin ligase complex. Gene Ontology annotation, molecular function: protein binding. The transcript is spliced from 3 exons. NCBI's taxonomy places the organism in Eukaryota, Viridiplantae, Streptophyta, Magnoliopsida, Cucurbitales, Cucurbitaceae. The record is from RefSeq and is a predicted model, not a curated record. The coding region runs from base 711 to 2474 and encodes 587 amino acids. Gene Ontology annotation, biological process: SCF-dependent proteasomal ubiquitin-dependent protein catabolic process.